GUUUCUCUAUCUUCUCUGCGCCCAUGGCGCACCCCUUUCGGACAAUAUCAUUCAUAUCCUCCUGUCCUAUCGGUGCCCAGAUCACCAGGAAUGUAUAUUCCUCAGACGAAUCAUCCCAAUCCCGACUCCUCCCUGGCUCCGGCCACAAGACUCGGAGUGGGCCUACCAUCCGCCCAAGAAUUCGCUACACAUCACAAUUCCCCUUUUCCCGUCGAGUCGGUUUCAAAUACGGCACACCAGCUCUUUACCCGUAGCCUCGGCGCAUUAUCGACUACGCUUGAACACCUAACGAGGCUACGGAAGCGGGCGGGGUCAAACAGCGUGAACACCACAAUUGGAGUGGUGGUCGGUAUCCUCCUAGCAGUAUUUCUACUCGGCUUCUUCGGGUUCUUUUACUUCUAUGGGAGAUCACUCCGCGCCAAGCAACGGAAACAUCGUCGUCGCAAAUCGGCCGCUUCAAAAAAUUCUAAGAAUUCAGAAAGCGCCGGCGCUGCCGCUCCGCCGGCUGCAUGACACGAUGGCACUUUUUAUUCUCUUCACGAAUUACGAAGCAUGAAUCAUAAGGAUCGGAAACCGGUACCAAGGCGGGCGCCGACAUCACGCGUUGGAAGAAGGACAACGUUAAGGGCAUGGGAAUUUACAGGAAGUUUGUCGCAUAUCUACAGAACGGCUUAUUCAGCGGCCAAGAUUAGAAUCAGUGUGUUCUCGUCAUGUAAUAAGGAUAAUUACGUUUGGAGUUGGGGUUUUCAUGUUUGUACGAUAUGAGCGCAUAGUAUUUCAGGGGCAUGGGCGGAGUUU
Messenger RNA from Annulohypoxylon maeteangense, 798 nucleotides. RefSeq lists its product as uncharacterized. Lineage: Eukaryota; Fungi; Ascomycota; Sordariomycetes; Xylariales; Hypoxylaceae. The coding region runs from base 91 to 513 and encodes 140 amino acids. The transcript has a single exon. The record is from RefSeq and is a predicted model, not a curated record.